Messenger RNA from Cephus cinctus (wheat stem sawfly), 1925 nucleotides. RefSeq lists its product as uncharacterized. The record is from RefSeq and is a predicted model, not a curated record. NCBI's taxonomy places the organism in Eukaryota, Metazoa, Arthropoda, Insecta, Hymenoptera, Cephidae. The transcript is spliced from 8 exons. The coding region runs from base 657 to 1841 and encodes 394 amino acids.
GUACAUUCGUGAACUUUCCUUUAACAAAGUUGGUUCGCCUAUCAACAACGCCUCCUUCACUCGUAUUACCUGUCAUUAAAUUGACUGACGUUAGUAACGAAACAGCCAAUUCAUGUGUGUUAUCAACAAACAACUCAGCAAUAAUAAAGCAACAGCAAUACGUUCGAUAUAUUGAAGAUGCAUGUCAUAGAGAUCUUUUACGAGUAAAAAUACCUAUACUUCCUGAUAGCGACAAAACUGAUCGCCGGAAGGGAAAAAAUGGAAAAGUAACUAGAAUCGUCAGAUUGCAACAAAAUGUAGAAACGUCAAAGUAUUUGCUUGAGUUUAAACUAGAUUCCGCAAUACUGGCGAAUUCAAAGGGAACCUGGAAGCGACUUCAGCUGAAAUUAAUUUAUUUCUUAGUGCCCAUUUUGAAGUCGCGAGGUAGCGUGAGAAAAUGGCGGCGUGACGCCACAAGGAUCGUGGCUUCGCAAUCCAUACAUCAGACGGAUCCUUGUGAUUCUAUUCAUCCUCGUUAUUUACAACGUAAGCAGAAGAAUCGGAAAUCAAAUCGGGGAAUUAAAACGAUUUUGAGUCUUUGGAGCCGACUGAAGCUACAUGAGAAUUCUCACAAAUCCUCAAAAAUCAAGCAUAGGCAUCCAAAUGAUGUGGAAAGUAUGAGUGAGAAAAUGGCAUGUACACUUGACUCAAAUUUUGAAAACCGAAAUUCUGGCAUUACUCCGGUCGAAAGAUGUUCGGAUUCAAAUAAGCAGAAUGAAUCGAAAACAUACGAUCUAACCAACAAUCAAGUACCUCGGAAGAAGUGGAUGCCGGAAAUACAAAAAAAAGUUUCGAAAAAUGUUUCUGCUCCCGUGGCAAAUAAUUUUGCACACGGUAUACAGGAGAUUGAAAUUAUUGAUAAUCCUCUUCAGGAUGACAGCGAGGUUACGGAUAACAAUACAUCACCAAAUUUCGAAAAGAAAGUGUUCAUGAAAAAUACAAUCAGUCGUAUCCCAGUACCUAAUUCUGCACGAAAAAACAAAUCGAACAAUGCAAAGGAGGAAGUAUCCCAGCCAAAAAAGGUCGCAAGGAUGGAAUUUUCGAAAAGAAACAGUGCAUUUCCCCGAUAUUCGUUAAAAAGUAAAUUUAAAAAUGGCCCAAAUUCGAAACAAUCAAUCGUUCGAAUUAAAUCAGGAAAUUUUGGAAAAUUCGAGGGAAAGGGAAGUACAUUCAAGAAAGUUGUUGAAAAAAUCGAGGUGGGGACAUCGUCAAAGGGCGAGACUGACUGCAAAGCUUUGCGACAAAUAUCCAAGUCUAAGUUAGAAAAAGAUCUAAUUUCUGAAGGGGAAUUUACUGAUGAACCGGAAAUCGAUCACGGAAUAACUUCCACUGAUGAAUCCCCAGCCACAGUUGGCAAUACUGGCGAACGAUCGGCCAUGAUUGUUUAUCAAAAUUACGAAUUGAAAAGACCCUGCCGCGCUUGCAGCGAUCAAAACUUUCGAACUCCCACGAGAAAAAUGCGAGAUCCGUCAAGCGAUUCUCGAAGUUCUCAGGAAAUUACGUCAUACGUCUCAAAAGUUCCAAAAUUUUCCAAAAAUAAUGGUUUCGUCCAUUCGAGUACCGAUGACCCAGAAUAUCUCUCGGAUUACAGUAGCGACAAUAUUUCGCCUGUGAAACUUCGAAAUUCCAAAGCAUUGCCCAAAAAUUCGCUUCCCAAGAAUAUCGCGAAUCCACUUCCCAAGACAAACAAUUCCCGCAAUCCACCGAAGAUCAAAGCUCGUCCAAGAAAUAAUUUUUCAUUCUUUGAUGCUCUUUUCGAUAUAGUCUUUUGGCCGCUGUUUUUUUUUAGAAGUAAUCGUUGACGUGUAAGGGAAUAUCAAUAAUUAACAUUGUGAAUAAUUAAAGAAAGAGCUUUCAAGAAUUAAUUAAAAGCAAUUCCAUGUAUA